Molecule: messenger RNA, 2705 nt
Organism: Sorghum bicolor (sorghum)
Lineage: Eukaryota; Viridiplantae; Streptophyta; Magnoliopsida; Poales; Poaceae
Product: ankyrin repeat domain-containing protein 13C
Exons: 2
Coding region: 427-2322 (631 amino acids)
Cellular component (GO): cytoplasm
Molecular function (GO): protein binding
Source: RefSeq, a predicted model, not a curated record
CACUAGCCUGCCUGCCUGCCUGCCUGCCUGUGGGUGUGGCGGUGGGCCUCCUCCUCCUCUCCUCUCGUCUCGUCUUCGUCCCGACCGGGCGUCCGAGCCAGCGCGCGCGCGAGAGACACAGACAGAGGAGAGAGAGAGAGAGAAGGGGGGAAAAAUAACUGCGGCUCGAGACCCCAGAAUAGGAGGACCACUUCCCUCCCCCUCCGGCAACCACGCGCCUCCCUCCCACCGCUCGUCCGCCCUUCGCCCGCACUGCACCACGCCGGCGCCGGCGCCGGAGCUGCGCGCGGCCGCGACCCGGAGGAGCGUCCGCCUCCCGCCGCGCCAGAUCUGGCUCCGCCCACGGCCCCCAUGCCCCUCCUUCCCCAGAUCCGCCUGACCUAGCCACGUCCGCCCGUCCGCUCCCCGCCCUCGCUCCCCCACGCCAUGGACGACGUGUCCAAGUACUCGCACAGCCCGGCGCACCUUGCCGUCCUGCGGCGCGACCACGCGGCGCUGCGGCGGCUGGUCGCGGCGCUCCCGCGCCUUCCGCGCGCCGGGGAGGUGGCCACCGAGGAGGAGUCCAUCGCGGGGGAGGCCGUGGCGGACGCCGUCUCCGCCGUCAUCGACCGCCGCGACGUGCCGCGGAGGGAGACCCCGCUCCACCUCGCCGUGCGCCUCCGCGACCCCGUCGCCGCCGACAUCCUCAUGUCCGCGGGCGCCGACUGGUCGCUGCAGAACGCCGACGGCUGGUCCGCGCUCCAGGAGGCCGUCUGCACACGCGAGGAGGCCAUCGCCACCAUCAUCGCGCGCCACUACCAGCCGCUCGCAUGGGCCAAGUGGUGCCGCCGCCUCCCGCGCAUCCUCGCCUCCAUCUCCCGCAUCCGUGACUUCUACAUGGAGAUCUCCUUCCACUUCGAGUCCUCCGUUAUCCCCUUCAUCGGCCGCAUCGCGCCCUCCGACACCUACCGCAUUUGGAAGCGCGGUGCCGCGCUCCGGGCCGACAUGACGCUCGCGGGCUUCGACGGCUUCCGCAUCCAGCGCUCGGACCAGACGUUCCUCUUCCUAGGAGACGGCGCCAGGCCCGAGGAUGCCGGGGGCAAGGAGUUGCACCCGGGCUCGCUCAUAGUGCUGGCGCACAAGGAUAAGGAGAUUACGGAUGCGCUGGAGGGGGCGGGCGUGCAGCCCACAGAGUCAGAGGUGGCACAUGAGGUGGCCUUGAUGUCCAAGACCAACAUGUACCGCCCAGGGAUCGACGUCACGCAGGCGGAGCUUGUCCCACACUUGAAUUGGCGCCGCCAAGAGAGGACAGAGUCUGUCGGGCACUGGAAAGCCAAGGUGUAUGACAUGCAGAAUGUCCUCGUCACCGUGAAGUCUAGGCGCGUGCCUGGGGCGAUGACGGAUGAGGAGCUGUUUGCCAUGGAUGGGGAGGAGAAGAACGGGAGGGGUGCAGAGCUUGAUGCUGAGUUAGACGAGGUGUUGACAGCUGAAGAGAGGAAGCAACUUGAUUCUGCACUUAGGAUGGGGAACAAUGAAGAGGAAGCUGAGGAGAGGGGUGACCAAGGUGAAGCUGGUGCUGAUCAUAUGGAUGCGAAUGGCGUGGCCAAAGAUAAGAAGGGAUGGUUCGGUUGGGGCGGCAAGAAAGGUGCCAAGGGCGAUGACAAGCCACCGAAGGUGGGGAGUAAGGAUGAAACAAGUGACCCAGGGAAGCAAAAGGAGAAGGGCAGCGGGAAGAAGAAGAAGGGUGGUUCAUCUGCUGAGUCUCUAAAACAUGAAAGCGAGUACAAGAAGGGUUUAAGACCAGUGUUGUGGCUGACACCGGAUUUCCCUCUGAAGACAGAUGAACUCAUCCCUCUGCUUGAUGUCCUAGCAAACAAAGUGAAGGCUGUCAGGAGGCUUAGGGAACUCUUGACGACCAAACUUCCUACAGGCACAUUUCCAGUCAAGAUUGCCAUCCCAAUUGUUCCAACGAUACGAGUCAUCGUGACAUUCACAAAGUUUGAAGAACUACAGCCUCUAGACGAGUUUGCCACCCCACCUUCAAGCCCAACACAAUUUCAGGACGCGAAAGCCAAAGAAUCAGAAGGAUCAGGCUCAUGGUAUUCAUGGGUAAAGGGUGGCCGAGGUACGCAGUCCAGUGACAGUGGUGAUAGCCGGAAUUGGAAAGAUGAGAUUGAUCCGUUCCACAUACCAUCGGACUACACCUGGGUUGAUGCCACUGAGAAGAAGCGGAGGAUGAAGGCAAAGAAAGCCAAGAGCAGGCGGGGCACAGCCCGAAAACAGUCCUCAAAGAACACUUCGGAAGGAGGCCACCAUCCCAUGAUGGAUGGCUUCGAGGAGUAAACCACGUUUUUUCACCAGCAUAGUAAGUUGUCUUUGCAUUCUUAAGAUGUUAGUUGUUGAUGGCAGCUGCACGCCCGAGGCAGAUUGAUGUUGUGCCUGGAGCACCCCCGUGGCGUGGCAAUGGAUCGGAGUUGAAUCUCCUUGAGAACGUACAGAUGGCUUAUACCCCACUAAUCUGUAAUUCAGUCAGCGCUAUUUUUGUCCCCCUCCGUUUUUCAUCUUGCUGGAUGUAUGUUUGACAGAUGAUGAUACGGCCCUGUUGUUGUUGAAAAAAUAUGUUCGAGGGGACUGUAGUGUUCCUCUCCUGUUGUAUGGAAGAUUACCAAUAUGCAGCGAUUUUCUCGCAAAGAGGAAGCUCAAUGCACAUGCUUGUUUGUCCACAA